Molecule: messenger RNA, 4109 nt
Organism: Ceratitis capitata (Mediterranean fruit fly)
Lineage: Eukaryota; Metazoa; Arthropoda; Insecta; Diptera; Tephritidae
Product: indole-3-acetaldehyde oxidase
Exons: 7
Coding region: 158-3943 (1261 amino acids)
Molecular function (GO): 2 iron, 2 sulfur cluster binding; oxidoreductase activity; iron ion binding
Source: RefSeq, a predicted model, not a curated record
AAACUGACGUGUCUCUAAACAUUGUAGCAUUGAAAGUGUAAUUGAUAUUCGCAAAUAUAACAAUAAUAACACUCAAUUGUACAUACAUAUAUACAUAUAUAAAAUAGUUACAUACUUUGAAGUUAAAAUAUUUAAUUUAAUUAAUAAGGAGGCCAAAAUGUCAACUGCGUUCAGAAUUAAUGGCAGAUCCUAUACUGUUAGGUCGUCCAGCCUGCCUGCGGAUAUAACAUUAAACACUUUCAUUCGAGAACAUGCAGGUCUCUCAGGAACUAAGUUUAUGUGCCAAGAGGGUGGUUGUGGUGUAUGCGUUUGCGUCGUAACGGGAAGGCAUCCAGUUACCGGUAAUAUUCAUACAUGGGCAGUCAACUCUUGUUUGACAUUGCUGAAUACUUGUGUUGAUUGGGACAUAACAACCAUAGAAGGUAUUGGCAGCAAGCGUGUCGGUUACCAUCCAAUUCAGAAACGAUUGGCCAAAAUGAAUGGCACCCAAUGUGGUUUUUGUUCACCUGGAUUCGUCAUGAAUAUGUACGGUUUGCUGGAAUCUAAGGCUGGUGAAGUUACAAUGCAAGAAGUGGAAAACUCUUUUGGUGGCAACAUUUGCCGCUGUACAGGUUACCGACCGAUCUUAGAUGCCAUGAAAUCUUUUGCGGUAGAUAGUACUGUUGAAAUUCCCAAGGAAUGUCAAGAUAUUGAGGACCUCAGCAAAAAAAUAUGUCCAAAGGACAACACUUUGUGUAAAUGCUCUUGCACAGACUUUUCAAAGGAAAUGCAUACGACUUAUAACGAUGGUAGCCAAUGGUUCUGGCCCAAGUCAAUAGCUGGCGUGUUUUCCGCCAUCAACCAAUCGAAGGGCUGGAAAUACUUUUUAGUUGCUGGUAAUACUGCUGCUGGUGUUUUUCAUAGCGAUCGGUCUAUUAACACAUAUAUAGAUAUAAAUAUGGUGCCAGAACUGAAGCAGUACUCUAUAACCUCUAAAGCUUUAACAUUAGGUGGCAAUUUAAGUUUAACGGAUACGAUGGAAAUAUUUAAAGAGGCCGCUAAAAGUAAGGGAUUCGAAUAUUGUCAACAACUUUGGAACCACUUUGAUUUGAUUGCAAAUGUACCUGUCCGUAAUAUGGGCACUUUGGCAGGUAACUUAAUCAUGAAAUAUUAUCGCAAAGAUUUUCCUUCCGACAUAUAUAUUCUACUGGAAGCAUUAAAUGCUCUAAUAGUGCUCCAAGAAAGUGAAGCGGAAGAAAAAAAUAUAACAAUCGACCAAUUUUUGAAAUCUGAUAUGAGAGGCAAAAUCAUUAAGGCAUUCGUUCUUCCUCCUUAUUUACGCGAACAUUAUUAUUUCGAUUCGUACAAGAUCAUGAUUAGAGCACAAAACGCACACGCCUAUAUUAACGCUGCAUUUCUGAUAAAUAUUCAGAGGCCAAGCUUAACGGUACAAUCAGCUCGCAUUUGUUUUGGAGGAAUAAGUCCUGAUUUUAGUCAUGCAUCUGAAAUAGAGAAAUAUGUACAAGGGAAGCGACUCUAUGAUCCUGAAGUAAUGGCAAACAUAUUUUCAAAAGUUAGCAGUCAUUUUAAUGCUGACUCAGUAUUGCCUGAUGCUUGUCCAGAGUAUAGGCUGAAAUUAGCCUGUGGAUUGAUAUAUAAAACUAUUUUAAAGCAUGCUCCCGAAAGUGUAAUACCUAAAAAACUAAAAAGCGGUGCAUUUAUUCUCAAACGUCCAUUGUCCUCCGGUAAACAAAUAUACGAAAAUGUGAGAGAAAAUAUGCCAGUUCACCAACCCAUUGAAAAAUAUGAAGGUUUAAUGCAAACUGCGGGAGAAGCAUCUUAUGCAAAUGAUGUUCCCGUACAAGCGAACCAACUCUGGGCUGCUUUUGUUACUGCUAAGAAAGUUGGGGCUACUGUUAUAAAUAUUGACACUUCUGAAGCAUUUCAAAUACCUGGUGUUGUGGCGUUUUUAACCUCUAAAGAUAUUCCUGGGAAAAAUACAUCUAGCGGAAAUGAGCCCAUGUUCUUCACAGAAAAUGAAGAAUUGUUUGCCACCGGCGCAGUUAAAUAUUAUAAUCAGCCGAUUGGCGUUUUAGUAGCUGAGUCAAAUAAAAUUGCCAACGAGGCAGCUGAGCUGGUGAAACUUACAUAUGCUGGGAAAGCAGAAAUGGUGUUUCCCACCCUUCAUGACGUUCUCAACAGUGCUUGUUCAGACAGAAUCCGUCAUACUGUUAAAUCACUAAUAGAAAAGCUAAAAGUUGAAGAAAAAUUUGAUACUCAUGGCUCAGGAACCUUAGAUUUGGGCUUACAGUAUCAUUAUUUUAUGGAACCACAUACGACCGUAGUAAUACCUUUCGAGGGGGGAUUGGAAGUGUAUGCUGCUACUCAAUGGAUGGACCUUCUACAAGGAGCUCUAACAGACAUGCUUGAUAUGCAAAAUAACGAAAUUCAAAUUAAAGUCCGCCGUUUAGGUGGCGGAUAUGGUGGCAAAGCUACCAGAAGUAUGCCAGCUGCUUGUGCAGCUGCUCUGGCGGCUUUAAAGCUUAACUGCCCAGUACGCUUUGUUCAAUCCAUAGAAUCCAUGAUGAAUGUUUUAGGAAAGCGAUGGGCUCUCCAUUCAGAUUACGAAUUUUUCGUAAAAGAAACAGGAAAAAUUGUUGCUCUACGUAAUAAGUUUUAUGAAGAUGCAGGUUGCCUUCCUAAUGAAUCACCAAUGGGCCAUACGGUUUUGCUAAGUAAAAAUUGUUAUGAAUUCAGUGACAAUUAUAAGUUGGAUGGUUACAUGAUUAUAACAGAUUCACCUAGCAAUACUCCUUGUCGUGCUCCAGGUUCUGUUGAAGGAAUUGCAAUGAUUGAGAAUAUUCUUGAACACAUUUCUUUCGAAACUGGAUUAGAUCCGAUGGAUGUACGCAAAGCCAAUUUAAUUCCUGGACAUAAAAUGGAAUACCUUUUAAAUCACUUUCUUAGUACAUCUGAUUAUACAAUGCGAAAGGGAGCAGUGAAAACUUUCAAUGAACAUAAUCGCUGGCGAAAGAAGGGUCUUGGAGUUGCAAUAAUGGAAUAUCCCAUUGGGUACUUUGGACAAUUUCCGGCUACUUUAGCAAUUUAUCACGGUGACGGCACCGUAAUUAUUUCGCACGGUGGUAUCGAAAUGGGUCAAGGAAUGAAUACAAAGAUUUCUCAAAUAGCGUCUCUUGAAUUAGGCAUACCAUUAAAUAUGAUUCGGUUUGAGGGAAGUAACACCGUUAAUGGCGCUAAUAGUAUGGUUACGGGAGGAUCAAUCGGCAGCGAAACCCUUUGCUAUGCAGUGCGAAAAUGUUGCAAUACAAUUAACCAACGUAUUAAACCUGUACGAGAAUCACUUAAAAAUCCUACCUGGUUGGAACUAAUACAAGCAUCUUACAGUCAGCAUAUUAGUUUAAUUGCAUCUGAAGAUUGUAAACCUAGCGAUAUGGAUCCAUAUACUGUAUGUGCUCUGGGACUUGUUGAAGUAGAAGUCGACAUACUGACCGGUAAUUAUCAGCUACCUCGUGUCGAUAUCUUAGAAGAUGCUGGGGAGAGUCUCAAUCCAAAUGUGGAUAUUGGACAAAUUGAAGGAGCAUUCAUGAUGGGCCUUGGCUAUUGGACUUCAGAAGAAAUAAUUGUUGACAGAUAUACGGGAGAGCUUAAGACGAACCGUACAUGGAACUACAAACCACCUGGUGCAAAAGACAUUCCCAUAGAUUUCCGCAUAGAAUUGUUCCCAGGCACUCCAAAUACUGCUGGGUUUAUGAGAUCUAAAGCAACCGGUGAACCAGCCAUAUGUUUAAGUGUAGCUAUAGGCUUUGCUUUACAAGAGGCAUUACAGUCUUCUCGCUCGCAAGCAGGCUUACCUAAAAAGUGGAUUCCAUUGAAAGCACCGAUGACACCGGAACGAGUGUUGCUUGAGUCAGGCACCGACUACAGCAAUCUACACCUUUAUUGAAAUGCACAAUACUUACGCACACACGUACAUAAUUAUGUACGAGAUUUAAGAGAAACUAUUUCUGAUCUUGAUAUAUAUGUAAACUAGAUAAUUUAUAAGAAGCUCUUCUGCUUUUACCUUUUAUUGAGAAUAUAAUAAUCGUCGACAGCUUUUUGAAUCAACUAAA